ACACAUAUCCAACAAUAUAACAAUUGCUUUCAAAUGACUUCAUUUGGGGCAACAAAUGUAGUUCGGGAAAAUUUUAUGCCAACUUUCAAGAUACAAGGGCAAAUAUAUCACAGAGCAGGUUCACUGUUACCAGUGUCAGAUAGCGACAACAAAUUCCUGCAAAUUUAUUUUAUGGGCAAUUCACCACAAGAAAUUGAUCUGCGUUGUGCACAUAACAAUUUAGUAAAGAGUUCUAUUAUAGAACAAUUACAAACUUUAUUUCAUCAACACAAUCAAUUGAUUAUAUUGUUUAAAACUGCCCUGGAUCUGAUGCCAUCCGAUAAUCACAAAAUUGUAAUCAGAGCUGAUAAAACACCUGCAGGUCAACAUACAAGACGUUUUAAUGCACCAACUAUUGAUGAAGUUGCUAUCGUUGUAGUUGGAGAAAACUUGGAAUCCCGUGAUAUUGUUUUACAUCGUCGGAAUGAUCAAUUACAACGUAUAAAGGAAACACACCGCUCAUAUGAUGCACUGCAAUAUCCCAUUAUAUUUUGGCAAGGUGAAGAUGGCUACGAUUUCUCAACAAAAAUGAUAAAUCCCAUUACAGGUUCUGAAACCAACAAAAAAGUCAGUUCAAUGAACUAUUAUUCAUACCGCCUAAUGAUUCGGGAAAAUGAAGAUAAUCACAUAUUGAAAUGUCGGCGAUUAUAUCACAAAUAUGUUGUUGACAUGUAUGUUAAAAUUGAAACGGAGAGAUUAACAUUCAUCAGGUUGAAUCAAACCAAACUCCGAUCUGAAGAGUAUAUUCACCUUCGAGAUGCGAUUAAUACUGAUGGAAAUGCACAGAAUGUCGGUCGGAUGACUAUUCUUCCAGCAACAUACAUCGGAAGCCCUCGGCAUAUGCACGAAUAUGCUCAAGAUGCCAUGUCGUAUGUUCGUCAUUAUGGUACAGCAGAUUUGUUCAUCACAUUUACAUGCAAUCCGCAAUGGAUAGAAAUCAAGCAGGAGUUAUUCUCUGGGCAAUCACCCAUUGAUCGUCAUGAUAUUACAGCCAGAGUCUUUAGACAAAAGUUGAAAUCAUUAAUGGAUUUCAUCGUAAAACAUAAUGUGUUUGGUGAGACACGCUGCUGGAUGUAUUCUGUGGAGUGGCAGAAACGAGGAUUGCCACAUGCACACAUUUUGGUUUGGUUGGUUGAAAAGAUAAGGCCAAAUGAAGUUGAUGCAGUGAUAUCAGCUGAAAUCCCUGAUGUACAAGUAGAUCCUGGAUUACAUGAGGUAGUUAUCAAACACAUGAUACAUGGUCCCUGUGGAACUCUUAAUCAAAAUUCACCGUGUAUGAUGGAUGGUAAAUGUUCAAAACGAUAUCCACGGACAUUAAUAUCGGAAACAAUUACUGGUAAUGACGGUAUCCAUUGUAUCGUCGCAGAUCGACAGCAGACAAUGGAAAAUCAACAAUUGUCAAAUUAAAUCAACAAGAUAUUGAAAUAGAUAAUCGUUGGAUUGUUCCAUAUUCACCCAUUUUAUCAAAGACAUUCAAAGCACACAUCAACGUUGAAUCUUGCCAUUCAGUGAAAUCAAUUAAAUACAUUUGCAAAUAUGUAACCAA
Molecule: messenger RNA, 1585 nt
Organism: Diorhabda carinulata
Lineage: Eukaryota; Metazoa; Arthropoda; Insecta; Coleoptera; Chrysomelidae
Source: RefSeq, a predicted model, not a curated record